Homalodisca vitripennis (glassy-winged sharpshooter) is the source of this 12684-nucleotide messenger RNA. It is a transcript of the gene oys, whose product is annotated as lysophospholipid acyltransferase 6. The coding region runs from base 333 to 1865 and encodes 510 amino acids. Gene Ontology annotation, cellular component: membrane. Gene Ontology annotation, biological process: lipid modification. Lineage: Eukaryota; Metazoa; Arthropoda; Insecta; Hemiptera; Cicadellidae. The transcript has 11 exons. The record is from RefSeq and is a predicted model, not a curated record. Gene Ontology annotation, molecular function: acyltransferase activity.
ACUAUGUUAAAAAUAGUCGUCCAAGAUUGAUUUACGCAUUAAAUUGUUACUCUUGGAGAGUGAAAAACUUGCAUAUAAAGUAAACCUCAAGGAAUCUUUUUUUGCAUCUAUAUUCACAUGUUUUUACCAUUGACCAUUCUCUUACUAAUAGGUCACGUUAAAUUUGAGAGGCUCACCAGUCACCAACAUUCGCUCACUCAGGCCUCGAUGCCCGGCCUCAUUCUAAAUUCCAUCCAGUUGCUUAAUGUCAUCUGUAUACUUAUUGGUUAUGUGUCGCAAAAUGUGUAAACAUAAAAUCUAACGUUUAUUUAAAUGUUGUUUAAUAAACUCAAAUGGGCUCAGAGAGUGAAUCUUAUUACGAUGGGAGUCGUAUGUUUUCAUGGAUUACUGAAUUAUCUGGGAUCCCUAUAGAUUUGAUAAAUUUCACAGUAACUCAAGUGGUGGCUGUAGUUUUGGCACCACUAUUCAGACAUAUUUUGCAUCCCUCACGCACAAAGCCAGAGGUCCGCCAUGCUUUUGGUUUGGUUGUGGGUGUGGUCAUGGGAUAUUUUGCUUUUGGCAGACAAGCCGUACACUUGGCGGGGUUGCCAGCACUGUGUUACCUAAUAAUCCGCACUCAGGACCCCCAGACCAUGCAGAGGUUGGUCUUAGUGGUUUCUAUGUUUUAUCUGUCCUGCAUACAUAUACACCGGCAGAUAUAUGACUAUGGCUCACUCUCAUUAGAUGUUACAGGUCCAUUAAUGGUUAUUGUACAGAAAGUUACAAGUCUGGCAUGUUCCUUGAAUGAUGGCUUAACUUACAAGGAAGAUGACCUAUCUGCCAACCAGAGAUACUAUGCUGUCAGUAAGAUACCGUCUGUGUUGGAGUACUUUGCGUACAUUUUCCAUUUCCAUGUCCUAAUGGCUGGACCUGUGGUUUUCUACAAGGAUUACAUAGAAUUUGUAAAUGGCCACAAUAUCUUAAAACAUUCUUCGGGAAUUGAUAAUCACAUAGAUAGCAACUUAAGAAGUAGCAGGCUUAUGUUGGAGCCUUCACCCAAAUUAGUUGUAAUAAAAAAGAUAGCAGCAAGUGUGUUGUGUGCUUUUAUAUUUGUGUCAUUCAUCACGUCAUUUCCUAUUAGCAAAAUAAAAGAUGACGAUUUUAUUGAGAAAAGAACAAUAUUUAAUCAGCUCUGUUACCUUAGCAUUGCCACAUUGCUCGUGAGAUUCAAGUAUUACCACGCUUGGCUCUUGGCCGAUGCUAUUUGUAAUCUGUCAGGUCUCGGAUUUCAAGGUUAUGCACCCGACGGAAGUGCAAGAUGGGAUCUGGUGUCCAAUGUCGAUGUUAUACAAUUUGAGUUUGGAUCUAGUCUCAGGGAAUCAAUAGAACAUUGGAACAAGGGGACCAACGUCUGGCUACGGAUGCUAGUUUAUGACCGUUACAAACAAUAUCGAACUGUUCUGACCUAUGCUCUUUCAUCGUUUUGGCAUGGAUUCUAUCCAGGAUACUAUUUAACUUUUGCUGGAGGUGCACUCUUCACUUUUGCUUCUCGGAGUGUAAGGCACAGUAUUAUCAGAGGCUGUUUCCAAGGCACUCCAGCUCUAAGGGGCUUAUACAACUUCCUUUCUAUGGUUACCACUCGCAUUAUAGUCACCUAUAUUACGUUUAGUUUUGUCGUUCUUGAGUUCUGGCCCAGCAUUCGAAUAUACACAAAUAUGUACUUUUGCUUCCACAUUUUGGGGGUAGGAGCAAUCGUAGUACUGCCCUACUUUCGCUCUGAGGCCCCUAAACAUCCAGCACCUCCGUCUCCUAGGCAACCAGUACCCAUCAAGAAUCAGUUGUCUAAAGUUGCUUCUAACGGUGUUUCGGUUGGAAUUCAGGGUUGAAUCUUUCACUUCAUAAUGUAUUGUGUUAAAGUAUUGUUUUAUUUUGUAAUUUUAUUUUUUUAGAAGAGUAUUCACUGUUAAAUAUUAUUACCUGUGUUACUAAAAGGCUGUGAAUUUUGUACAUAAUAUAAUCGGACAAAUUUUGUUUAAAUUGACUUGAUAUAUUUUGAUAUAAUCUUUAUUGUUACAAGAUUUUAUUUCUUAAACCAUUAUUAUUGAGUGGUGACAAGUAUGUUUGUUUAUUAUUUUGUCACACACAUUCUAAAUCAAAUUAAUUGAAACAUUGUUUUAAAUCUUAAAUGAGUCCAAAAAAUGCUUCCUUAUUAACAGUGCUUAACUAUAACACAUUUUUUGGUUAUUUUUAUUUGUAAAGAGAGCUGAUGACUUAUUUAUUUAGCUAGUUAUUACAUUUCCUUUUCUUCCCUCAGACAAUAUAUUUAUCAAAGUAAGUCAGUUAUAUGGAAAAAUUUUACCCAAAAGGAAAAUGUAUUUAUAAUUAAGUAGUUCACAAUAACAUAUUCCAUUUUUACCAUUCAUCGGUGAAGCUAGAAGCUAGAUAUACAGCACCAAUUGGUGACACUUCCCUUGACAGCAAUCAGAGAAGGUCACGGUAAGCACGUGUUAGUGUUAGUUCAAUCAGUCAGUGUCAAGGCUCUCACAGCAAGCUAAACUGAAUUUUAUAAUUUUGUAACAUUGAUGCUGUUAACGCACACACAAGUUUCACCACUGCAAUUGUUUUCUCGCAAACUACGAUUCAUUUCAUUACUAGCAUAAAUUUCACUGUACAACGUUCCUUUUCAGUAUUAUUUUUGUUUACGUAAGGUAAAGGUUGUAUUCUUUAAGUAUUUUUAUGAUGAAACUCUCUAUGGUAAUUGUAAAAACUGUGUGAACUAUUGUAUACAAUCCACAUAUUUUAUGCUGAAAUUGCUACACUGGUGAAAUAUUUUUAAAAUUUUCUAAUAGUAUUAAUAGUUGAUAGCUUCAGUCUUGUCAUUAAUUUAAGGUGAUUGGUUCAAAUACUAACUUGUAUAACAUGUGGUAUCGGUUGACUAUUUUUUCUUAGCAGAUUAGGUGUAGGAUAGGAUUCUUGAAUCAAAUAUGGAUUUUACUCCAUACAUUGCAAAUAAGAAAUAAUUUUAAUGAAAGUUUUUGCCCAAGUUUUAUUAGGAAAAGCUUUAGAUUUAAAAGAUUAUGGAAAGGACAUGGCUUGGUUGAGUGCCUAUGGCAGAGGUGAAAAAUUUAAUGCAUUCUUAAAUAUUGAUUGGCAUUAUAUUGGGUUUUAUAAGUUUCAGAACAUUAAGAAACCGAAUCAAUUUCUGCUAUGAGCGGUAUUGAAUUAAUAAUACAAUUUAUAACUCGCUAUUUCCUUUCCAUGAAACAGUUUCUACACCUAGCAUCAUCAUUAUAUAAUAACGUGGUGCUACAGUAGAGUAAAACAAUACACUAUCAGUAAAUUUUAUGAAUCCUUCAUUCUAUUCAUAGAGUUGAAUAUGCUAAAGGUUAGUUAGUUUUAGGAUUACAACUUAAAUAGUUAAGACUUAUUUUAAAGUAUUAUAUUGUUUUGUGUACAAGUUACGUUUUAUGUAAAUAUGUCUUUAGGCAGAAUGAUUUAUGUAGCAUUACAUAUGCAGAAACUGAAAGCUUGAGUCAGCUUUUAAAAACUUGACUCAUCUACAAUGUGACAAAUGCACAAUUUUAACAGAUUUGGAAGAGCAGUAUUAAUAUCAAAACAUCAUUUUGAUUUUAUAAACAAGUUUCUUACAAAGCUAUUGUACAGAGUUUUUAAAUAAAAUUGUGAGUUUACCAAAAUAUAUUCAAAAUGAAGAUAUUCCCAGGUCUAAAAAUUAGGGUAUCACGCUAAUUACCAUUGUUCUUAAAUUUGGAAAAUGUACAAGGUGUAUUUGAAAAGUAAGCAGUAUGGCAAACAUUUAUAAUGAAUUAUAUUUGUUGCAAAAUUGUUAGAUGAAAUGCUAAUCUGACAGAUCUCCUGUUUUUGUUACAAUAUUUGUUAAGUUCAGUACAUUUUUUAUAUUUAGGGUACAUUUUUGAAUUUUGUAUUCAAAAGUAAUCUUGCAAUGUAUCAUGCAGCCAAGUAUUGUCAAAUUAUUCUACUUUGUCGUCUUUUCACAAGAUCUUUGAACACUCAAAUCCAGUUUUGAAAUAUAAUUGUCAAAAAAUAAUUGCCAAUUGAGAGGCCAGAAUAAGUACAAUCUACAAAGUCCACAGAAAACUAUGCUCGUACAUUAAAACAAAUUGUUAAACAGCUCACCCACUUUCAGUGCCUGUUGUUUAUAUUGGAUCAGGGAGCCUUUUUAACACCAUUGAAAACCAAUGGUUCGGUAUUGAAAGAUUGUUAUUAGCAAGAAGACAGUUUAAAACACCCUGUGAAUCUCAUUAAGAAUCAACUGUCUAUCUAACUCUUGUCUUACUCUUUUCAUACAAAAUUUGUCACUAACAACAGAGAGAUGGGUACUCAUCUUGAAUUUCUGUUUCCCCUCGACUAAACACUUCCAUAUAUAUUCUACUAAUUCAUUGAGUUUAAACCACUUGUAAUAUCCGGCCAAAGAUGAGGGUAUAGUAAUAUAAUUAAUCAUAAUAAUUUUAAAAGUUUUCUCAUUUUUAACACUCUCAUAUAUGAGCAUGUCAAUAUACCUUUAUAGAACCUGACACUAAUAAUGUAACUGACGUCAAUUUAAACCUGGAAACAUUGAUCGGGUAACCCCGAAAGUGCGGUCAGCACUGAAAGUGAUGAUUCGUAUUUGAUUGAUAAAAGUAUUAUUAUCAGUCACAACCAUUAUUAUAUUAUCCAUUAAUCGAAAGCCUAUGAGUUGUUUUUAGUUUUAGUUUAAGCAUUGAUUUUCAUAAAUCCUGUUUUUGGUUGCCAAUCUGUGUGAUCUUCCCAGAUGUGAAUUUGUUGUUAACUUCUGUGUUGUGGAGAUUUAAAUUCUAACAAAUAAUUUUAUUUUUCGCUGUCAUUUUUUUAUCCAAAUUGUGCAGUUUUAUCAUACACUGUUGAUUAUAAUACUUCAGAAUGGGUAAUCCCUAUAGAUCAAGUGAUUUUCAUGACAUUCUAGUAGUGAAAUGUGUCAUGACUGAUUUUAUUAAGUCUAUGGUUUGUUGUUUUCUUAACAGGUUUUUUUUCUUUUUUUUAGUAAAAAACAUGCUUCUACACUGUUCUACAUCAUAUAACUUCAUAGAAAGGUAAAAAAGACACAUUAAUUUUCCACAUUAACCCUUGAGUUGAGAGUCAUUCAUUUUUUAAUUACAAGGGUAACCGCUGUAGUGGCAUUUGCUCAGAAUUUACCAUUAUGACGUCGGCAUGAUUAUUUUUUAUAACAUCAGCACAAAUUUAAAAAAUUCUUAUUCUUCCUUCUGAACAGCUAUGAUUCAUUAUUGUUUGUCAUUGUUUCUCAAGAGUCGCCAUUCUCAUCUGCUUACUGAGUUUAUAAUUACUGUGUUGUUAUUGUCGUUCGGUAUAAGAUUUAUUUCAGUGGUUGAAUUUGAUAGAUUUAUUACCUGAAGUGAAGUGAAGUGAAGUGGUUGAAUUUAUACAUAUAGUUUGAUUGUGGGAGUAACAAAAUAUAAUUAUGUAACUGUUUAUUUGUAUUACAACUUUAUGUAAGUUUUGGUGUAAGCAUAUCAAAGUCUAUCUCACUAACCCGUGUUUCCAAAUAAGGUGAUGUAAAUCGUUUGUUUUCAAUGUCUAUUUUAUCACUUUUUUGUACUAGUUAUUUACUGCAUAUUGGACAUUUUUGAAACAGAAGUGUUGGUAUUUUGCCAGUAAGCAUAUUAAUGACUUGUUUUGAGCGCAACCCAUAUGUUGAGAUAGGCCUAGGUUUGUGUAGCUUACCAAAUAAUUUUUUGCUGUAAAAACCCACACAACUAUAUAUUUUUUGACUCUUUUCUAUCUUUUAGCUAUUUUUGAAUUAUAAAUUUCCAAUGUAAUGUCACCAAAAUUACUUAAAUUUAAUUUUUUUUAUUUCAAUUUUUACUUAAUGUAAGAAAUGUGUAAAUCAAUGAGUUAUAUUUAUCAGUAUGUUAUAUUAUUCUACAAACAUUAAUGAAAGUUGGUAAAAUUUGCCACUUUACACUUUUUUCUGUAAACAUAAAAUUAUUAAAUUUUCUUUUCUGAACCUUAUAAUUCUUUAUAUUUUGGUGUUCAUAGCUAAAUUUCCAACGAUGUGCUUCUUUUGGAUUUUAAAACCCCUUAUAUUUUAUUAUGAUGUGGAUACUUGUAUGUAGUAUAUUUUUUACAUAUUAAAUAAUAGAUACUUUCUGUUUGCUGAUUUUCAACUUUUCUUCAAACUGAUGUAAUUAGUCUUAUUCUCUGAUUUUUAACAAGAAAAAUCAUAUAUAACACCAAAUGUACAUUAAGGAGGAUAUACAACUAGCAUUAUGGAUGCUGACCGGACAUAGCUCUCUUAUGAAACAUCUGAUGAAAGUGGGUCUAAGCCAGACUGAUGAAUGCAGACUCUACGGAGAGGCAGAAUAAUCAGCGCAAUAUAAAUGGCUAAAUUGUCCUGCCAUUUGCAAAAUCGGAAGGUGCUUAUCUCCUUGGAAGAAUAUCAGAGAACAGGAGCCCUCAAAUCCUAUUGGCUUCUGUAUAACCCUCAGAUUCUGAAUACCAAAAACUAAGUAAGGGAGAUGCUUAUAUAUACACAUAUAUAUAUAUAUAUAUAUAUAUAUAUAUAUAUAUAUAUAUAUAUAUAUACACACUCUGCAUAUAAGGUUUUAGAUCAAAUUUAUAAAGGGACCCUGUAAAACCUACAAAAUACCGUGCAAAAUGUAGAAUUUCUUAUAUAUGCUUCCAGAGUUAAAUUUAUUGACAUGCCUUAUGGUUUCUUUUAAACAUGUUAAGGUAAGAAAAUAUCUGAGAAGAAACAUGAUCAUGUCAUAUUUUUUACCCUUUUCAAGCUGUACCAAAGCUAAUGCAGCAGAUAAUUUCUUUCUAAGAGAGAAUUUCUCUAAUCACAAAAAAUCACAUUUGCUUAUAUAAUGCAAAUUGGCUCUUGACUCCUGGACUAAAAGCUACAUAUCUUGAAAUGUUUGGUACUUGGAUAACUUUGAACUGAGCUGCCCCUUUACAAUAGUUUUUCACAUUUAUGAUAUAUUGGUAAUAAUGGUCCGUUUCUAUCUGAACCCAUGGUUAUUCUGCUCUUUGCUUUGUGUUAUCUAGGAGAAAUAUAUCAAUUUUUUCUUUAUCUUCCUUGAAUGACAAAAUUGUGUUUGUUUUGCGUAAAACUUGUGUUUGCAUCUUGUGCUGCUAUCAUUAUUUGCAACUGACUGUUGCUCACAAUAUAUUUUCAUAGUUUUACCACUAUUUUUAUUGUUCUGUAUUGCUAAAAUGACAGUUCAAGUUGCUGUUACCAUUAUUAAUUGCAAGUUUGCAAAUGCAACUUAAAGUUUUAAUUCCAUAAACCUCAUAGACAUACUAUUUAUAACAUUACCCCACUAUAAAUAAGCUUUACUACAAAAAUAUUCAGCAGUUUUGUUUUAAUAAAUAAAGUGACACUUGUAACCUCCAAGUGACACUCCUAAGUAAUGUUGAUCUUAUGCGUGCUCAUUUUAAAAUUUGUUAUAGCGAACAAGUCAUGAUUUAUCAAGUAAUUAACUGUAGUCAAAAAGAGUGCCUUAAUUCAGUAAUUUUGCUAUAUUUUUAAUGAUACCUUUUUUAUAAAGUAAUGAAUGAAAGGAAAGUGGUAAAAGAAAUGAUCCCUUGAUUCAGUAAUUUUGCUAUAUUUUUAAUGAUGCCUUUUUUUAAAGUAAUGAAUGAAAGGAAAGUUGUAUAAGAAAUGAUGAUCCCUUGGACAUUUUGUUUGUUUUGAUCGUCUAUUCAUCAUGGUUUGUUUCAGCUGUAAAAUUAAUUAUUUGGGAAACAACUAUUUCUUUUGUUAUCAGUGGUCGUAUUUUAAGUUAUAUUACUUCAUAUAUGCAGUUUAAUUAGUAAAUUCGUUAAAUUUUAUGACAACAUUUAAAUUCUAAAUUUAUUAGGCUUGUAAUAUAGGUCAUUAUGCAGUCUCUAACUUUAAUUCAUUUAAAGCAAUAAUUAUAAAUAUACUUUUAUUUUGGAUAUUGUGUUCCAAGUUUUGGUGUAACAUAAACGUAUAAAAAUAAAUUACGAGUAUUAUAUGUUGAAAACAUUUCAUCAAUAGUAACAAAUUUAAACUUUUUGUACUAUCUGCUGCUGUGGACUAGCAUCAAAAUGUUUUCAAUAAAAAAUGAACAAUACUGCAUUUUUAGAAACUAGAUCAAAUUCAUAAUGUUUUGGCUAUCUCAGAUUUUAAAUUUUGUUACAUUAUCAUUCUGGGCUUCUUAGCCCUAACUUCGCCUGGUAAAAUAAGACUUCUUUACUUUACAUUCUAGUCAAAUCCAGUUCCGCCAAUUUUUUUAAGGAAUAAAAAAUUAAAUUUGACUAGAAAAUGUUAUAGCUAUAAUGUGAGAAAUAUUUCAUCCAUAAUUAUCUACAUUCUUCUGAGAAAAUUAUGUAAUAUGUGUUGAAGUUCAGAAGUGCUUGAGAAAGAAAGAAGACAAAUAUACAGAAACAUUUUCACAAUGAUACCAUCGGAUAAUAAAUUCAGUGACACGUUUGUUAUUGAUGAAGCUUCUGUAGUUGAUUUUCUGGAUUUUCCAGAAUCAAUUGGUUUUUAAGUAAGUAGAAGUGAGUGUGCCUCCUAACGACCAAGACAGUGACAAUUACAAUGAGUUGACAGGAGAUAGUGGGCGAUGAAAUCUCACUUGAUGGAAAUGACAUUGUAAAUAGUUCUGAUGUCAUAAAUGACGAGGGAUUAGUGAGAGCAACUGUUGAAAUUACUGGUAAUUUAUAUUUAAAUAUUGCAAAUGAAACCGCACUCUCUGAAAAAUAAUAUACACCAGUAUUAGAAACCCCUCAUGGUCCAGUGACAGCUGCAAACAUGGAGUGAGUGUAAGCUUACUGGUAGACAGUUUUCAUUUACUGGCCCUGUUGGUUUACAAUAUUACUUUGUUGUAUCCAACUCAAUGGAACUUUAUCAACUGUUCACAAAAGAGGAGGUUCUCGACCUUUUGUUUAUAGAAACAAUAGAUACACCCAGUAUUUAGCUAGCCGUGUAAUCAAGAGAUCGAUGAUAAGGUAGUGGAUAAAUGUCACACAUUCAUACAUCAAAAAAGUUUACACAUUUUCAAAACAAUGAUGACGAAGAAGCUGAAGAAACGAAAGUUAAAAAGCUUGUUGAAUUAGUUAACAAGCUAUCUAAGCAAAUAUUGUUUCCAGAUGGAAGCAUUGUCAUACAUGAGACAAUGAUCCCGUGGCAUGGACGUUUUAUUCUACAUCAGUAUAACCCACAGAAAGCUCACAAGUAUGAAGUAGAGCUUAUAAACUUAGUACACAAAAAGGGUAUACAUAUAAAAAGAAAGUUAUGCAGGAAGAGGAGACAACCAGAAAUUUUGGCCAUGCACAAAAAAUCAUGAUUCAUCUGAUCUUACAUCCUCUUGGCUUGUUGUAUGCAAACAAUUUUUAUAACCAGCAUGGGUCUAUCUGAACAAUUGGUAAAAACCUAUGUGUGUAGCACUUUAAGAAUCAGCAGGGAAAUGCACCAGAAGUGACAAGCAAGAAACUAAAGAAAAGGGAAGUUUUGCUGAAGAAAAUGAGAACAAAGUUGAGGUGAUAAAAUGAAUACAUUAAAAAAAGAUAUUGAUGGUAUCAACACGAGCAGAGGACUCUGGCGCCUUGGUUCCAUCAUUGAAAAUGAACAGAAAACGGAAACCCAUUAUAAAACCCACAGCUGUUCUAAAGUUGGAAUAACACCAAAAAGGAUGUAGACAUUUCAGACCAAAUGUCUUCUUAUUACACUCUCUUAUGCAAGAGCAGCAAAUGAUACAAGGAGUUAGCGGUAGAAAUACUGCAGAACCUGCACUGAUCAUUUUGGACGAUGCUCGUGAGCAAAACCAGAAGUGGGAUAUGCUAAGAUAGGGAAGAACUGAUAAAAAACCUUACAUUAUCUUCAAACUCUGAUCUAACCCCUGACAAAACCCCAGUAAGAAUCCUGCUGAAUGCAGUACUACGGGUCCAGGGACAACAGCAGCUCAUACACUUUCACCAAGCGAGACAGAUUGGCCCAUACAUCAAGAAAGAGGUGUCGUUUUUGUUAUGAAGGUCUUGUGGAUGAAUAGGGCACUAAAGAAGCAAGAAAAUUUAUAAUUAUUUGAUUUACAACACUUGUGCGGAUACAUUCAUUUUCAAAAUCACCUUGCUGCAAGGCUUCUGUGUGCUUUAGUCACUUUGUCCAGAGCAUCAUGAACCAAGUUUCUCAGCAUUGUUUAUUUAAAUGUCUUAUUAUUAAAUGCUACCUCUCCCUUCACUGGAAACAAUAUGACAUCCGUCUGAUGUGUGCCGGAAAUCAGGAAAACACAAAUAAGUUUCAAAUCGCCACUUAUUCAGCGUCAAUGGGCACUGUUGAUAAUAGAGAGGGAGAAAGGGGGCUGUUUCUUGGAAACACUUUGAGUGAUCCAUCUGGUGCUACCACUACAGCUGGCUGGUACGACUUCCGUUUCCAGAUAUUUCACCAGAUUUUCACUUUUCUGACAUCACCUAUUAUAUAUUGUGUUUAAACUUUAUUGGGUGUUACAGAAAUCAGUUACAUACUUGUAGAUUGUAGAAGAAAGUGCAUUCACAGUAUAGAAAUUCUUCUGCUGUACGACGUUCUCAACUAUUACCAGUUUUAAUAUUUAAAUCACCUGGGUGUGAAAAUAAUUUUACAAAACAGAGUUAAGGCCAAUUAAGCCCAAUUACUAUGAUCUAAUGCAUUCAUAGUAUAUUAACUAAAUUUUAGGUUACAAGAUAUUACUGAUCAAUGGUUGUUCUCAUCACUUAUAAAAGAAAGGUUUAAACAAGUAUCUACUAAAUAGCAGAGAUCAACAGUAAUCAAGUUCCUAUUAUAUAAGGUUCCAAAAUAAUGUGCUGGCUACCCCAAAAAAAUAACUAAUUCUUAAUAAGCGAUUAGUGCGGCCACCAAAACCAUGUUUAUGCAAGUAUUAGUUAUGAAAUUAAGAAGCUCUCUUCUUCCCUCAAAAUUUACAUCAAUAUACUACUAAAACAAUCUUGAAUACAUUUUUAACAAAUACCUUUUUUACAUGGGUUAUCCGAUGGCAUAUAGAACCAGCAACAAUUAAUAAACCAAGUAUUUAUUUAAGUUGUUUAUAGAUUGAAUUGCAUUGACUGUGAACAUUUUUACAUAGGUAAAAAGGAAAGAACGCUUAAAGAGCACAUUUCAGCCCUUAAUAAACCUUUACAGACAGUCUAAAGUGGUUGAGCAUCUGAACAAUAGCAACCAUUGUUAUACAAGCAUAGCAGAUAGUAUGGAAAUAUUAGAUCAUUUCCACAAAGGACAAAGAUUAAAUAGAUUAUAAGAUAUAGAAAUAAAAGGCCAUUGUACAAGUGAGAACAAUAUUUUAAAUGAAAGAACAGCGCCAGGAAUCAUCCCAUUUAUGACAGGACUUCUAUAACAGAAAUACAAACAAAGCAGUUGACUCAAGUGAGAUGUAACUGAUAAGUGAUGUUUUAAGUGUGGAUGUGACUUUGAUUGGAAGGAUGUUGCCAUUUUGGAUCUUGUCCUCACUUUUACUGGAAGCAUCACAACUUUCUGUACAUAGAGUGUUAUACAACUGCAAGUACUUUGAGAGUUGUAAAAGCUUGUUUGCAGCUGUCAAGCUGUUGUAGAUCCACAAGUUUUCUAACUGCUUUUAGUACAGCAAACAUAUUACCCAUCAUAUAAUACUCGUACCAAAUCUGUCAUGUGAGACACUGAUAGAUUCUGUUUUCUCUCUAAAUAGGGAAACAAUACGUACAUUUUUUCAAGCAAUAAAUCUUAAUCUUGUCUUAUUUUAUAUAUUCUUAAAUGUAUACAUUAAAGUAUGCUAUCUUUUCAGGUAAGAGUAAAACCAUUUUAAUUUUUAUAAUUAAUAAAAUGUUUUGAGGUGUUUUCAAAACAAACCUACACACAAGACUUGGAACGUAAUUGUAUUUUUUUAUAACUUUACCUCUCAUUAAAGUAUAUACGUUCAAGCAACAAACAGUAUUUUUUAUUAAAUUUAUUAAAUGCACUUUUUUCGGAAAAAAUACUACCUGCCACUGAACAUAAUUUUCUAAAACUGUUAGGUGUUUGUUCAGUUAUGAGCUUUUUGAUUUCAAGGAAAACUUGAAACCAUCUGAAACUUAUCAUGAAAUUUAUUAUUGUAAUCAUAGUGAUAGGUAUGUUUAGAAAAAAAAUUAAAGUAAAGAUUUCUUAUUUUAAAGUGGGUGAGACAAUUUAAUGAAGUUUUCCACCAACAAUUACUCAAUAAAAAUUACUCCAUGUGGUUGAUUGUAGGAUCUGUCUUCGUCCAAACUUGGUCUUUUAUUUAUACUGUGACACUUCUCAGUGUGAAGCAAAUUAGAAUAAUAACAAUGUCACAAAUGCAGUUAUAAAUUAUUUCUAUCUUCGUUGGUGCUGAAUUUGAUUCAGGGAAUGCUUCUAAAGCUUGUUUCAUGGCAAAUUUCUCAACAAUUGUGGCAACUGUCUUGAAAAGUAGUUCAGAAUGUAUACUUUUUAAAGAUGAAAAUACAUAAUUUUGUACAACACUUACUUUUAUAUUACAAAAUACGCUGCUUACUUUUUAAAUAUGCCGUUUAAUUUAAAAUAAGACGACUUUUUAUUAUAUUGUAAUAAUAGUAUUACUGAGUGUAGGACAGUACAUUAGAUCAGGAACAAUUCAAUGUGAUGUUUAACGGUUAUACUUAUUAACCAAAUUACAUGUUAUACUUUCACUUAAGUAUCAUCCAAAUAAAACAAGUUAUUGUCCAUUA